UGAUUUUAUACCGUAAUAUCUAAAACCAGUUAACGUUGAUCUAUCAAAACAAAAGUCAUGGCCUACGUGUGACAAAGUGAGUGGAAUAAGUUUCAAGAUAAAGAUACAACGCCAUUUAAGAAAUUUGUAUUCAUUGAAUGAACACAGGGUGCUAACAAAGUAAUCAUGGUUUACGUUGGACAGGGAGGUCAAAUGUUGGACUCCAGGUCACCAUGGAGAUUAUCAAUCAUUCCAGAACUAUUUUGGUCCAUAGUUAACUUCUUUGUUUUGUUUUUUAGAACUCUUAUAAAUCCAAGUCUUUCUAAGGAAGGAAGUACACAUUCUAGAGACUACAGAUCUGGGGGAGGAGGCGGUCCACCAGCGCCACCUAGGAGAAGAAUGGGAGGAUUCAGAGGAGGUGGAGGUGCCCCGAGUCCUCCACCAAUGGGAGGUGGAUGAGGUCGGUAAACGAUCCAGAUACUGUAAGGCACUAGAAAGCCUUGUAUACUGGAUCCCUGUCCAAUGGUCUUUGGAGUAAUACACGUGGAACUAAAAUGUCAUCAUGUCAACAUAAUUAAUUAAUGAAACUAUUAUGCCAAAAUAAAUCUUUUUUAUAAACAUACGUACAGGAAUAGCAAUAUUAUAUAUAAGUGAUGAUAUAUGUUCAUUGACAUUGUUACGUGUUUUUUAUUUAUUUUCAUGUAUUUUAUAUAAACAGCUGCAAAUUACAUUAUGUAUAUAUUUUAGAAUUAACCAUUUUAUUCCUUAAAAGGCCCAAGGCAAAUUCCUUGGUUAUUUUUGGGACAUUUCUUUAUCUCUCAGUACUAUUUCUAAAAAGGAUGUACAAUGAUCAGAUAUUUUCUAUCCUUUUGGAGUAUCAAUCAAUACAUUAAUAAACCUGCAGUUAAAGAAAAAUAUAAGACUUGUGUGAACUUUUAAAAGUCCUUCUGACUUCAAAUAAGCUUUUAUUUAACAAAUAACCAUGCAUUUCUAAUACUUAUUAUGGACAAUUUAUUUAGUUUAUUUAUUUCAAAGACCAGCACAUUACUACUUGAAUUAACUUUUGAUAAGUUGUAUGACAAGUUUUCUAUAAACUUCACGAGAAGUAAGGAAACUUUGAUGUAUUCAGGUUUUAAUGUGUUCCUGUUAUAAUCUGCCAAACGUUGUGAUAUAUGUAUAUUGUUAUGUUAAAACUUUUAAAUAAAAUCUUUAUUCUACAAAAAAAAUCUCAUAUUUUUAUCAUCUGUAUGUACAGUGUAAUAUUUGUUUAGUUGGUUGGUAUAUAUGCUCAUUAAUUUUUAUUUCAUUAACUUUGCACACUUCAUUUUCUUCAGUCAUCAAAGGAAAUAUUAUUGUUCAUGUAAUCUGUCAAUCCUGAUGUUAUUUUUAUCAUGUUGAUAGUCCUGAUCAUAUGUUAAUAUAAUUAAAAUGUAAUAUAUUCUGGGACUGAGGUUUUGUGUCUCAUUCAUGUACAUGUAAAUGUUUGAUACAUUGUAUUUAAUUAGAUCAGUCUGUGGUGUAUUCUUAUUCAUGUACAUGUAAAUGUCUGAAAUUUAAUUAAGUUUUAGACUAUUGUGUAUUGCAAUCAUUCCAUUGUCACCUUAUAUAUGUGGAAAAGAAUGUGUUUAGCUGUAAAUAAAGGGAUUUUAUCUUG
This is a messenger RNA of Mytilus trossulus (common blue mussel), 1633 nucleotides long. Its product is annotated as selenoprotein K-like. Gene Ontology annotation, biological process: calcium ion transport; endoplasmic reticulum calcium ion homeostasis. Gene Ontology annotation, cellular component: endoplasmic reticulum membrane; Golgi apparatus. The coding region runs from base 166 to 438 and encodes 90 amino acids. The transcript has 6 exons. The record is from RefSeq and is a predicted model, not a curated record. NCBI's taxonomy places the organism in Eukaryota, Metazoa, Mollusca, Bivalvia, Mytilida, Mytilidae.